AGGCCUUGAUGGGCAAUGUGCCGUAUGCACUGCGACGCCGCUGGGCCUGGCACGACGCCUCAGAGCAGCCCCCAGGGGCCCAGCACCCUGCGGCACACCCUGCACCCUAAGCUCUGGGAGCACUCCAUGCACAGCAAGGCUGCUCGGAGGGGGCUGACUGUCUCAGGCCCAGAGGUGCUCGCUGCAGACGCCAGGAGAGCAGCGGUCGCCCAGCUUCUCCUCGUCUGCCCGUCCCGGCAGCCCGCGCCAACGCCUCCCGGCACCAGCCGUCGCACGCAGCCUUCCCACACGCACCCUGCCCCCUCCUCUCCCACUUGCCUUCGCGUUUCCUGUCUGAGCGGAGGAGGUUUGGCCCAGCAACGACGCCGUCCCCCAGUGGCUGCGGCGAGCGUCAUGGCGGCAGUUCUCUCAAUGUCAGCAGCUCUGAGGCACCUUGUGGUGGGGAGCGGUGCCGCCGCCGCGGUUCGCCUGUCAUUGACCAGGUCACUGAGCACUUCCACAUGGCGGCUGGCACAGGACCAAACUCGAGACACGCAACUCAUCACAGUUGAUGAAAAAUUGGAUAUCUCUACUUUAACCGGUGUUCCAGAUGAGCACAUCAAAACCAGAAGAGUUCACAUUUUUGUUCCAGCACGUAAUGCGAUGCAGGCGGGAGUUAACAAUACGAAGAAAUGGAAGAUGGAAUUUGAUAACAGAGAGCGCUGGGAGAACCCUCUGAUGGGUUGGGCAUCUACAGCUGAUCCUUUAUCCAACAUGUUUCUUACUUUCUCCACUAAGGAAGAUGCCAUUGCCUUUGCUGAAAAAAAUGGUUGGAGUUAUGACGUGGAAGAAAAGAAGAUUCCAAAACCUAAAUCCAAGUCUUACGGUGCAAACUUUUCCUGGAACAAAAGAACAAGGGUGUCUACAAAAUAAGUUGGCAUUGGCUGUCUCUGACUGUGAAUAAAGUCAGCUGUGCUGUAUUUAUAGUCCACGUAUAAUACAUCUCUUAAUCUCCUAAUAAAUUUGACCUUUAAACUACAAA
Numida meleagris (helmeted guineafowl) is the source of this 1021-nucleotide messenger RNA. RefSeq names its product NADH:ubiquinone oxidoreductase subunit S4 (gene NDUFS4). Lineage: Eukaryota; Metazoa; Chordata; Aves; Galliformes; Numididae. The record is from RefSeq and is a predicted model, not a curated record. Gene Ontology annotation, biological process: electron transport chain. The transcript has 5 exons. The coding region runs from base 16 to 912 and encodes 298 amino acids.